UUAUCUUCUGUCUCUUUACAGUCUCUCUCUGUUUCUUUCUAUUCAAAUCUGGCUGGCCGUCCCUUGACGCGUUCACGCGUAUUACUUGUUGCCUCUUUGUGGGUUACCACUAUAUAUAUCCCUUCCUUCCCCUUCCUUCCAUUAGCAGGUGCAGUUCCCCAUUAUUUUCUCUGCAUCUGUAUUUCUCCAUUUGUAUUUCUUUUUUUAUUAUUAUUUCAUCUUCUCUAAUCAAAAUAAAAACCACCCCAUUUUCUUUUCAAAUCAAGACAACCAAUACCUGUUUCAAGAAACUCCAAGUAUCACCCAAGAAACACGUAAUAGAACCCCCAAGGAGAUCGAAAGAAAAUGCCAGCACUAGAGGAUGAGCUAUUCCCUUCAACACCUGGUAAGUUCAAGAUCGAUCGAGCCCACACCAUGAAUCGCCACUUCCACCGUUGCUUCGGUUCCACGAGCACCAUGUUCUUGUGGGCACUUUUCUUGGUUGCUUUAACGGCGUCGUAUUUGAGUUUCCAAUCUUUUGUCUAUACCGGUAGCCGGUAUCUCACCGCUUCUUGGGGUGGUAUUCAGUGGGAGAAACAAAUCCGCCAUUCUGCCCAGAUACACCGUUCUAACGGCAUGUCUGUUCUUGUUACCGGAGCAGCCGGUUUCGUUGGAAGCCACGUUUCUUUAGCUCUCAAGAAACGCGGAGACGGCGUCGUCGGGAUAGACAAUUUUAACAACUACUACGACCCGUCGUUGAAGAGAGCCCGAAAAUCUCUCCUUAACAACCAAGGGAUUUUUAUCGUCGAAGGAGAUAUAAACGACGCGCGGUUAAUAGCUAAGCUUUUUGAUACUGUGGCUUUCACUCACGUUAUGCAUUUGGCGGCUCAAGCUGGAGUCAGAUACGCCAUGGAGAAUCCACACUCUUACGUGCAUUCUAAUAUAGCCGGCCUGGUCACUCUUCUUGAAGCUUGUAAAUCGGCUUACCCUCAGCCGUCUGUCGUUUGGGCUUCAUCAAGUUCUGUGUACGGUUUAAAUGAAAAUGUUCCUUUCUCUGAGUCUGAUCGGACGGACCAGCCCGCUAGUCUUUAUGCGGCUACAAAAAAGGCCGGUGAGGAAAUUACUCAUACCUACAAUCAUAUUUACGGUCUGUCAAUUACUGGUUUAAGGUUUUUUACUGUGUACGGUCCAUGGGGAAGACCCGAUAUGGCUUACUUUUCUUUCACGAGAAACAUUUUACAAGGGAAACCGAUCACAGUUUAUCGUGGCAAGGAUCGGGCUGACUUGGCUCGGGAUUUUACUUUUAUUGAUGAUAUUGUGAAAGGUUGUGUUGGGUCAUUGGAUACUUCGGGUAAAAGCACCGGAUCUGGUGGGAAGAAGCGGGGACCCGCUCCUUAUCGGAUCUUUAAUUUGGGUAACACGUCUCCUGUUACGGUACCGACACUCGUGAGCUUACUGGAGAGGCAUUUGAAGGUUAAAGCGAAAAGAAAUUUUGUGGAUAUGCCUGGAAACGGUGACGUACCGUUCACUCAUGCGAAUAUUAGUUUGGCCCACAGAGAGCUUGGGUAUAAACCGACUACUGAUUUGGCAACCGGGUUGAAGAAGUUUGUUAAGUGGUAUCUCUCUUACUACGGAUAUAAUCAUGGGAAAGCUGUAAAUUAGAUUUUUUUUUACUUUUUUUUUGGCUGCUUCGCUGUUUUUCCAUUAAAAAAAAAGACAAAUGGGAAACAGAAAAUCUGACAAGGUCGAAAAAGUAAAAAAAGGAAAAGACACGUUAUUCUUUCCUUGGAGGGGCAAACCUCAAUUUUGUUGUUUGUUUUAUUUUUUUUAAUGUAAAGGAAGAUUAUUCACUUGACAGUUGACA
Populus trichocarpa (black cottonwood) is the source of this 1843-nucleotide messenger RNA. RefSeq names its product UDP-glucuronate 4-epimerase 1. Bases 346 to 1641 code for a protein of 431 amino acids. The transcript has a single exon. The record is from RefSeq and is a predicted model, not a curated record. NCBI's taxonomy places the organism in Eukaryota, Viridiplantae, Streptophyta, Magnoliopsida, Malpighiales, Salicaceae.